Arabidopsis arenosa is the source of this 3193-nucleotide messenger RNA. The record is from the annotation of a GenBank genome assembly. NCBI's taxonomy places the organism in Eukaryota, Viridiplantae, Streptophyta, Magnoliopsida, Brassicales, Brassicaceae.
AAUUGAAUACUAAGGCCACUUGUGAAAUGCCGAGCAUCUCUGAGCAACCUGGUGUCAAUUAUGCUUCUACUUCUGCAGGUAACUACAUUUGCUCAACGCUUGAGGAACCUUGCCUUAAUUUUACUGCUUGGAUCAUAGAUUCUGGUGCGACUACGCAUGUUUGUUGCAACUUGAGUCUGUUUGCUGACAUUAAUAGUAUCUCAGAAACUACUGUUAAAUUACCUAACAGUACUAAGAUUGCCAUAACUCAAUCUGGUACUGUCAAGUUGUCAGAUAAGCUUCUUCUCAAAAAUGAGUUUACUCAGGGCUUGAUGAUUGGUAAAGGUCGUUUACAGAAUAAACUCUAUUUCUUGGAUUCUGAGUCACAGUCAUCACAGUCUCAAGCUUCUUCUCUCAUUUGCAAUCUCAAUAAUUCUGACUCCAGUUCUCUAUGGCAUUCAAGACUGGGUCAUCCCUCUUUUUCAAAGAUUCAAGCUCUUUCUGAAGAUCUUUCUCUUUCCAAAACAAAGCUUAAAGAUUGGUCUCAUUGCAAGACUUGUCAUCUAGCAAAACAGAGGCGUCUUUCUUUUCCUUCUCUUAAUAAUGUUUCAAAGAACCCUUUUGAUCUUGUUCAUUUGGAUGUUUGGGGUCCUUUUUCUGUUGUCUCUACAGAGGGUUUUAGAUACUUUCUAACUCUUGUAGAUGAUUGUAGUCGUGUUACAUGGGUUUAUCUUUUAAAAUCAAAGAGUGAUGUCUUGACUGUUUUUCCCAGCUUUCUUAAUCUUGUUGAAACUCAAUAUUCACAAAAAGUCAAGGCUAUUCGUUCAGAUAAUGCUCCAGAGCUUUCUUUUACUUCUCUUUUAGCCUCCAAAGGAAUUUUCCAUUAUUUUUCAUGUGUUGACACACCACAACAAAAUUCUGUUGUUGAAAGAAAACAUCAACACAUUCUCAAUGUGGCUAGAGCACUUCUUUUUCAAUCAAAUGUGCCUUUAGAGUAUUGGAGUGACUGCAUUAAAACUUCUGUAUACCUUAUAAACAGAACUCCAUCUCCUUUGCUAAACAAUAAAACUCCUUUUGAAAUUUUGCUCAAAAAGAAACCACUCUAUUCCAAUCUUAAAGCCUUUGGCUGUCUUUGUUAUGUGUCUACUUAUCCUAAGGAUAGACACAAGUUUACACCAAGGUCUGAAGCUUCGGUUUUUCUUGGUUAUCCUUCGGGUUAUAAAGGAUACAAAGUCUUAAAUCUUGAAACACAUUCUAUUUCCAUUUCUCGCAAUGUUAUUUUUCAUGAAGAUAUCUUCCCUUUUCAGUCUCUGGAGCUUUCAUCAAACACUCUUGAUCUUUUCUCUUCCAAUAUCCUUCCUCUUCCUAUACCAGAUACUUCUUCUAUACAUUCACCCAUUCCUUUUCCCUCUGAAGUCUUAUCUGAUAACAGUAAUUCAUCAAUAGAUUCUGAGGUUACUAUUUCUGUUAAUGGAAACAGACCUAAGCGAAACACUCGUGUUCCAUCGUAUCUGAAUGAUUACCACUGUAACUUGGUCAAUCACAUAUCAAAUGACAGUGGUAAUACCUCUCAUCCUCUGCAAUCUGUGUUGGAUUAUUCAAGACUGAAUGAUCAUUAUCAACAGUUCAUAUUGAAUAUCUCCUCUGAAUCUGAGCCCAAGAAUUUUCAAGAGGCUGUUAAAUCAGAAAAAUGGCAUGCUCCUAUGAAUGAGGAACUUCAGACAUGUGUUAAUACUGGCACUUUCUCAGUUGUUUCUCUACCAGAAGGAAAACAACCGAUUGGUUGUAGAUGGGUUUAUCGGAUAAAACACAAUGCAGAUGGAACAGUUGAUCGUUAUAGAGCUCGCUUAGUAGCUAAAGGCUACACUCAACAAGAAGGUGUUGAUUACAUAGACACUUUUUCACCAGUAGCAAAGCUUGUCACAAUUUACAUGGACUUGCCUCCUGGUUAUACACCACCUAAGGGAGAAACUUUGCCACCUAAUGCUGUUUGGAAGCUACAUAAGUCCUUAUAUGGCCUGAAGCAAGCAUCAAGACAAUGGUACAAGAAAUUUUCAGAAGUUUUGCUGCGAGACGGUUUUCUACAGUCAGAAUCAGAACACACUCUGUUUGUUAAAUACAAUGAUGGUAUCUUCAUUGCCCUACUGGUCUAUGUUGAUGACAUUGUCAUUGCUAGUAACAAUGAUGAUGCUGUUUCCCAAUUGAAAGCCACUCUUGCUGCAGCUUUUAAAUUGAAGGAUCUUGGUCAGGUCAAAUAUUUUCUUGGACUUGAGAUAGCCAGAAAUAAAGACGGCAUCUCUCUUUGUCAGCGCAAAUACACUUUGGAUUUGUUGGAAAGUGUAGGUUUUCUUGGCUGUAAACCUGUUGCAACACCAAUGGACUACACUGUUCACUUACAUGCAGAGAGUGGGGAUAUUCUACCAGAUGCAACAGUUUACAGAGCUUUAAUAGGAAAACUUCUAUAUCUUACCAUCACUAGAGCAGACAUCACUUAUGCAGUUCAUAAAUUGAGCCAAUUCCUAGCUCAACCAAGAACUCACCAUCUAGAAGCUGCUCAUCGUGUGAUCAGGUAUUUGAAAGGAGAUCCGGGUCGUGGAUUGUUUUAUUCUGCACAUUCUGAGAUUCGUUUACAAGCCUUCUCAGAUGCAGACUGGGGUACAUGUCAAGAUACAAGACGAUCUACGACGGGUUUCUGUGUUUUCCUUGGAGAUUCAUUGAUUUCUUGGAAAGCAAAGAAGCAACAGACUGCCUCAAGAAGCAGUGCAGAGUCAGAAUACAGAGCUUUGGCUGAUACAACUUGUGAAUUAUUGUGGUUAAGUAAACUCUUGAAGGAUCUUCAUGUUCACAUCAGUGGUCCUGCAACUAUAUACUGUGAUAGUACUGCCGCAAUUCACAUUGCCUCCAAUUCGGUUUUUCACGAGCGCACAAAACACAUUGAGAUUGAUUGCCACAUCGUUCGUGAUAAACUGAGGGCUGGUUUUCUGAAUCUCAUGCAUGUUACCACAGACAAUCAGUUAGCUGACUUGUUUACCAAAGCUCUACCUCCCAAGACAUUCAAGCUUCUCAUGUCAAGAUAUGCAUUUUCAAGUCUCUUUCUUCCCGCAUGAAGAAUUCGACUUGAGGGAGGGGUAUUACGAUAUAGUAUAGUGUAUACUUGUACAUACAUAGUUUUAUACAUGUAAUCUUAUUUAGUAUAUAAACUACCUUGUAUACA